This is a messenger RNA of Corylus avellana, 2529 nucleotides long. RefSeq names its product long chain acyl-CoA synthetase 9 (gene LACS9). Lineage: Eukaryota; Viridiplantae; Streptophyta; Magnoliopsida; Fagales; Betulaceae. The record is from RefSeq and is a predicted model, not a curated record. Gene Ontology annotation, cellular component: membrane; endoplasmic reticulum. Gene Ontology annotation, molecular function: long-chain fatty acid-CoA ligase activity.
GGUACACAAAACGCUUCUGAAAGUUCAACCUCCUUCCUCUCGAUCUCUCCGCCUCAGCAAACUGCUGCCAACACCAUAACGCCAUCGUUUUGGAUCAUUGUCCUCUUUAUAAUCCCAAACAAGUCAUAGUUUCCAGUUCAUUGCUUGCAUUCCUGCGCAAUGCUGGUCACCUAAAAACUCUGUUUUUCUUCUCAGCUCUUCCGCUUCCGCUUCAGAGUCCAAAGCUUAAGACCUUGUUUAUUGGGUGUAUCCUCUGUGUCAGGAUAUAAAUUGGUACUCUGUUGGGGGCAUACAGUUGUUGAAAGAUGAGUGCCUAUAUUGUUGGCGUCCUUGUUCCUCUCGUAGUUACUCUUAUACUUCGGAAUUCGAAGAAUUCAAGGAAACGGGGGUUGCUUGCUGAUGUUGGUGGGGAACCUGGGUAUGCUGUCCGAAACCGCCGGUUCACUUCCCCGGUGCAGACGGCAUGGGAAGGUAUCUCAACUCUUGCAGAACUUUUCGAGCAUUCGUGCAGGAAGCACCGAGAUAAACACUUUCUUGGAACUAGGAAGUUGAUUUCGAGGGAGAUUGAAGUGACUGAAGGUGGAAAGUCGUUUGAGAAGCUCCAUUUGGGAGAUUAUGAGUGGCUAACGUAUGGGAGAACAUUUGAAGCUGUGUGCAACUUUGCUUCUGGUUUGGCUCAAAUUGGGCACAAGAGGGAAGAACGUGUUGCAAUCUUUGCUGACACAAGAGAAGAAUGGUUCAUUGCAUUGCAGGGUUGCUUUAGGCGAAAUGUCACUGUUGUUACUAUAUAUGCAUCUUUGGGGGAAGAGGCUUUAUGUCACUCAUUAAAUGAGACAGAAGUUACUACUGUGAUAUGUGGGCACAACGAACUUGAGAAAAUCAUAGACAUAAGUGGGCAACUUGACACGGUGAAACGUGUGAUAUGUAUGGAUGAUGAAAUCCCAUCUACUGCCUCAUUUGUUGAGCAGAGCAGGGGCUGGGCUAUUACUUCAUUUGUGGAUGUGGAGAGACUUGGCGGGGAAAAUCCUCUUUCAGCUGACUUACCUCUUUCAGCUGAUAUUGCAGUUAUAAUGUACACAAGUGGGAGUACUGGAAUGCCUAAGGGUGUAAUGAUGACACAUGCCAAUGUCCUAGCUACAGUUUCUGCUGUAAUGACAAUUGUUCCUGACAUCGGAAGCAAGGAUAUUUAUAUGGCAUACUUACCCAUGGCUCAUAUCCUUGAAUUAGCAGCUGAGAAUGUGAUGGCUGCUGUUGGAAGUGCUAUAGGAUAUGGAUCCCCUUUGACACUUACUGAUACAUCAAGCAAGAUAAAAAAGGGAACACAAGGGGAUGCCUCUGUGCUGUUGCCUACUUUAAUGACAGCUGUCCCAGCAAUUCUCGACCGUGUUCGUGAUGGGGUGCUUAAGAAGGUGAAUACAAAGGGCGGACUAUCAAAGAAAUUGUUUGACUUGGCAUAUGCUCGUAGGUUGUCUGCAGUUAAUGGUAAUUGGCUUGGGGCUUGGGGCCUGGAAAAGGUUCUUUGGAACUUUCUUGUGUUUAGAAAGGUCCGAGCAAUUCUGGGAGGUCGUAUCCGCUUUGUGCUGUCUGGAGGUGCUCCUCUCUCUGGUGAUACUCAAAGAUUCAUCAACAUAUGUCUUGGUGCUCCAAUAGGGCAAGGUUAUGGUCUUACUGAGACUUCUGCUGGUGCGACAUUCUCUGAGGUCGAUGAUACGUCUGUUGGUCGUGUUGGAGCUCCACUUCCUUGCUCAUUCAUUAAGUUAAUUGAUUGGCCUGAAGGUGGAUAUCUAACUAGUGAUUCAUCAACCCCUCGUGGGGAAAUUGUCGUUGGUGGUCCGAAUGUUACACUAGGGUAUUUCAAAAAUGAAGAAAAAACAAAAGAAUCAUACAAGGUUGACGAGAGAGGAAUGAGGUGGUUCUAUACGGGUGACAUAGGGCAGUUUCAUUCUGAUGGUUGCCUUGAAAUAAUUGACCGUAAAAAGGACAUAGUCAAACUUCAGCAUGGAGAGUAUGUCUCCUUGGGCAAGGUUGAAGCUGCUCUCCUUGUUUGCUCCUAUGUCGACAAUAUCAUGUUGCAUGCUGAUCCCUUCCACAGUUACUGUGUGGCCCUUGUGGUGGCUUCUCAGCAUACAGUGCAAGAUUGGGCUUCUAAGCAAGGAAUUUCUUUUACCGACUUUGCAGACUUGUGUGAGAAGGAAGAAACAAAGAAAGAAGUGCUUGCUUCAAUCCAAAAGGAAGCAAAGAGGGCACGAUUGCAGAGGUUUGAGAUUCCAGCAAAAAUCAAAUUGCUUUCUGAACCUUGGACUCCUGAAUCUGGCCUAGUCACGGGAGCUUUCAAGAUUAAGAGAGAUGUUAUUAGGAAGACUUUCUCUGAAGACCUCUCAAAAUUAUACACUUCAUGAUUCUUGAGAAUUUCUUCUUCUUCUUUAUUUCUAUAUUAUGAUUUAUGCUGAGAACUAUUGUAAGAAAAUUCGGAGAUGUAUUGAUUUUGUCCCCCUUGGUGUUGAAAACAUUUGUCUUCAUUUUAUGUCA